AUGUCAGGAGAGUGUGUCAUCUACCAGAGAUUAGUUUCAACCACUGAGGACUUCACCAUAUCCCCUUCUGCUGUUGGUUUUGGUGUAUGCCCCUUUGGAUUUAGUAUCAUGGGCAGCUGGUGCAUCAAGGUUGUCACCGACAAGCUGAACAUGCACUCAGCAAGAGAACACUGUAGAGACCACAAUGCUGAUCUGAUCACCCUCGAGACCCAGGCAAAAAUUGGUAAAUUUCGGGACUUCAUGGUGGCAAAUGAUUACGGAUACGGCUACGAAUUCUUCUUGUGCGGAGUUUCUGAAGUUAAUGGCGAAUGGCAGUGGAUCACUGGCAAGACAUUCUCCUCUAACUCAGAUGUAUGGUGCCCCAAUGAACCAAAUGUUGUAUCUGAGAGGUGCGCCGCUAUAGAGUUCGACUGCAUUCGUGACGUUCAGUGUGACACAGUCGAAAAGUUUGUGUGCGAGAUUCAUUUCUGACAUCACAAGUUGUCAAGAACAAAUUUGUUACAAUCACUUUCGUUACAAGAAGUCACAUUUCCACUGUUAAAAUAGACUCCGUCCGGCCGUGCGUUCCUGAACAUUUGCCUUUUCCGGAGCAGAAAUGAAAACCGUUUUCCUCGCCAAACUUGGCACAUAGAUAGAUUUGGUGGUGUACUAGUGUCUUAUGGUAGUUUGGGAUUUCUGAAUAAAACAAUUUAUGCGUGUCCAUGGCAACAAGUGUGAC
Haliotis rubra (blacklip abalone) is the source of this 718-nucleotide messenger RNA. RefSeq names its product C-type lectin domain family 6 member A-like. The record is from RefSeq and is a predicted model, not a curated record. Bases 1 to 471 code for a protein of 156 amino acids. Lineage: Eukaryota; Metazoa; Mollusca; Gastropoda; Lepetellida; Haliotidae. The transcript is spliced from 3 exons.